Messenger RNA from Alosa sapidissima (American shad), 1790 nucleotides. RefSeq lists its product as uncharacterized. The record is from RefSeq and is a predicted model, not a curated record. Bases 687 to 1250 code for a protein of 187 amino acids. NCBI's taxonomy places the organism in Eukaryota, Metazoa, Chordata, Actinopteri, Clupeiformes, Clupeidae. The transcript has 5 exons.
AGUCGCUAGUAAAUAUUCGAGUAGGAUGUCCCCAACGAUUACCGCAGCCAUAACAUGCGGGGACAGUGUGCCGAGUAGCCUACUGUGAAUUUGGGUAGGCUAGAUGAAGACAGAGGUGUUCAUCGGUCACCUUGUUCGCAGACGAAGACUGCUGCCCUCUACUGUUCUCUACAUUCCUGCACAUGCACACAUCCUCUCCCCCCCCCCCCACACACACACAGCAGCUGUGGGGUGAAAGGGGGUUCCAAAAGAUUCAUCCAUGGCAACUCUUGCAAAAAUAACUGCAGAUUUGUGUCAAAGUAGCAGUUUUUGGGGAAGUUUAUAGGCUAUGCAGGAAUGCAGUAUUUUGUACAUGAAAAAUGCAUUUCAACUAGGCCUACAGCACUUUACUGCAAAAAUACAGUAUUUUGGACAUGAAACUUCAAAAUGGCAAUAUAACUGCACAUUUUUGCAGUUUUCUGCCUAAGUUCUUUUCAAUUUCAUGCCAUGAGAUUUGUGUCCUUGUGUGUGUGUGAACUGUGAAGCAUUAGCAGCUCAAAUGGGUGAGACAGAAAAUCUGGCGGGGAGAAGGGUGGGGGGCCCCCGAGUUAUCUUCGGUUAAAAGGAGCACGGGUGUCGACGGCAAUUAGCUAAUCUUGUGUUCAGUGGACUCAGGACUGUGCUGCUAGUUAAUCUUGAAUGGUGUAAUGAGAUUGAGCGGAGGCUGUCUACUACCAGUGUUGAUAGUGCCGUAUACUAGCCACACUGACGUCUGGACGCUCACCGUCAACUGCACGAUGCUGGACCUGGGCGCAGCAAAGAGACAGGCAGCUAUCACUGUUGAGCGACCUGGUUUUCGUCACCAUAAAAAAGAGAACUUUGUAUGUCAAUCAUCUGUGUCGCGCUCGGCGACAGAGAAUGGUGAGGAGGUCACCACAUUCCGGAGGCUCAACGCCACUUCCCCAGAGACGCCCAGUCACCAGGGCCUGCACCGGGAGCUUCUCCUCAGCCACAAGAGAGGCCUGCACCUGGAGGAGAAGCCAGAGCUGAAGCGCGUUCUGGAGCAGCGGCGGCUGGACCAGGACCGGGAGCAGGAGUUGGCCCUCCGCCCGCCCUCUGACCUGGAGCAGGAGCUCCGCAAACGCCAGCUCAGGCUGCAGGAGUAUGAACAGGAGGAGCUGAGGAGGCGAGAGGGCCAGGUGAACAUCCCCGAGUUUGUGCGCGUGAAGGAGAAGCUACGACACAUUAACCUGUGUGACGAAAGUGCCUGAGACACCAUUCCACAGCCAGAGUCUGGACGCGAGUCUGGACCGGAAUGUCCUUUCCUUUGUGACCAGUAAAAAAAAGUUGUUAGUGUUAGUGUUAGUGAUGUCAACAAUGUAUGGGAACACAUUGAUGAUGAGUGGACUGACAUUAUAAUAGUGCUGAAUACCCAAGCUGAUUUUCUUCAUACUUAGAGGCAAAAACUUCUAACUGAAGUGAAUAUUGAGCCUGGUGGUUUGGAGUAAUUGUUCUGUGAAUGCAUUAUUUUCUAUUUCAUCUUUUUUUUUACUUACAAGAGAAAGAAUGUGAAAACAGGCCAUCCCUGUGUCAUUGUCUUAAGUUUGACCAGUUCUUUCAAAUACCAUUUGUAUUCAUAAUUGAUACUAUAAUUAUUUUAUCAUUUGUAAGAAACCCAUGUAAUGCUAUACUGUAGAAGGCAGGACAGUUACAUACAAGCACACAUGACCUUUGCUAUGGUCAGACUGAUGCUUAUAAAGGGGGAAAUUACAUACAAACAAAUAAACUCCUUUGACCAUGUUUCCAACCUU